CCUUAAUUUUAUUAUUGUUCAUUUCAGUACUAUAGCAGCUCAAAUGUCAGAUCAUACAUUUUCCAUUUUUAAAGGCUUUUUAACAGUAACCUGAAGUUAGAUUUAUAAUCCUUUUUUUCUAAGCCAUUUUUAAUUACUUUUGGUUUUGUGUACCCUUCAACCUACAGCUCUUACUCCUCUGUUUACUAUUUGCCACGAAAAAUUGUUUUCAUAGAAUAUACUGUACUGAUAUUAUUUAGUGGGCAUAUGGCAGUAUGUUGUCGUAGAUAUUGGUCAUUUUUCUACCAUAUAGCAGCUACAUGUCUGCCAUUUUACAAGAGACCUAUAUUGUUAUUAUUAAUAUUAUUAUUUCAGAUAGAACAGAGUUCUUUGCUGCCCUGUUUGCUGAACAAAGGGAAUGAUAAUGUCCUUUACAUAUUGCAAUAUCUACAGAAAUGAUCUAGUGGAAACGUUGAGAUACAGUGCUAUGAAUGAGUGGUGAUACCAUUAAGAAAAGGACACAAAGCACAUUAAUAACUGAAAUGUUGAGGUGAUUUCAUUGUGUUCUACACAUCCAUCAACAAGAAAAACCUUCAUGGAUGUGGAAUGAUUCCAUGUUCACAUUUACAGAAGACAAGCAAAUCGUAGAAACUUAAUAUAUAUAGUCCACUAAUAAUAAACUGCCGCCAUACUGCUUAGUAUUAUUCAAGCUGACGACAGGAGUAUUUAAUCAAUUAAAUAAGAAAUGAUGUUGCUACUUUAGAGAGAGAGAGAGAGAGAGAGAGAGAGAGAGAUGGUGUUGCUUCCUUAACAAUACUGAGUACCUGUCAUUUAGAUCCUGUUGAUAGCUUAAUAUUUAUCUAAUUGUAUUUAUAUUUUUUAAAGAAAAUAGUUAGGUACAUUGUCAAUACGGGAUCACUUGACAACCAACUUUACGAUUAACACUGAUGCUUGUUACGUAGCUGUUGCAACUUUUUAAUCAUCGAAUCUGAUAAGACAAUUUGAGACCCGAUGUAAAACAAAGCUGCACAACUAAAUCGUGAGGAAAAAUGUAUGUACAGCCAGAUAUAAUAUUUACGUGGUAAUUGCUUAUAACGUUGCCCCAAGAAACAGCUGAUCCAUAUUGUAUCCGUCCACAUUUUCUUAUGCGUUUUCCAUUUUCCAAGCUGUCAAGCGUGAACAAUCCCGUAAGAAAUAUAAUUUAUUUUGCCUCUAACUCUUCAUUGCUGUCGAGUAGAAAUUUCAUGUAGUGGCUAUUUAGCACCUUGUGUACGUCCUGUCAGAUCACAAAACGCCAUACGUCAGUACACGAGUGAUUUUUUCAUAAAAUCACUCGCACUUGGCAUGCUACGACUUCAUGUUUCGUCAGCGAAGUGACCAGUAGUAAUAAGAACAGAUAGGAUAAUAUAUUUGAUGAUAACCUACUGCUGACCGCUGUUUAAGUGGCUUUUCAGAUAAGCGGUUUGUAAGGGUGCUUAUGAAUUGAACUUGUAACAGCUGGCUAAGUGGUUGUUUUUAUAGUUUGAAUUACAGGAUGUCUGAGAAGCGACUUGCACGAUGGUAUUUUGGAGGCCUAGCUUCUGCAGGUGCAGCAUGCUGUACACAUCCACUGGACCUUCUAAAGGUGCACUUGCAAACACAACAGGAAGGAAAACUUUCGAUGGCUCGCAUGGCAGUGACAAUUGUCCGGAAACAAGGACUGUUUGCUUUGUACAAUGGGCUUUCAGCUUCCCUUCUUAGGCAACUCACUUACUCAACAACGCGAUUUGGUAUUUAUGAGGUGACAAAGCAGGCUGUCGCCCCAUCUGGUGAAGCAAUACCUUUUUACCAACGAAUUGGAAUGGCAGCAGUUGCUGGUGCUGCUGGAGGCUUUGUUGGCACCCCUGGAGACCUGGUUAACGUACGCAUGCAGAAUGACAUCAAAUUAUCUCCUGAAUUACGAAGAAACUACCGCCAUGCCCUAGACGGAGUGGUUAGAGUUCUUCGUGAAGAAGGUCUACGGCGGCUGUUCUCAGGGGCAUCCACUGCCACUGGUCGCGCUGUACUCAUGACUAUUGGACAACUCUCUUUCUAUGAUCAAUUCAAAAUGUUGCUACUAACAUAUGCUGGCAUGUCAGACAACCUCAGCACACACUUUCUUGCUAGUCUUUCAGCAGGUGCAGUAGCAACAACACUCACUCAGCCAUUAGAUGUGAUGAAGACAAGAGCAAUGAACGCAAAGCCUGGAGAAUUCAAGAGCUUAUGGCACAUAGCCACGUAUACUGCCAAACUUGGUCCACUGGGUUUCUUCAAGGGUUAUGUUCCAGCAUUUAUAAGACUUGGGCCACAGACAAUUUUAACAUUUGUGUUCCUGGAACAACUGCGAAAAAAUUUUGGGGUAUUGGCACUACCUCAGUAAUAAGUUACCUUAUUUCUGGUCAAUAGGUUAUAUUUACAUCACAAAAGAAUGGAAGUAAUUAGCUGUUUAACCACUGGAGUAAGUGUACUACUUGCCAGUUUGACUUCUACAGUGCGAAGAAUACUUGAGAAUCAAAGGGUUUACAUGGUAAACUUUAUGAAUUUAUCAGUUCCAAACUAUGAACAUCAAAACAUAGAAUACCAAAGUACAUUAAAAACAAUUAACAGAUUUUUCCUCAUUUAGGACACACAAAAAUUCCCAUAAUCAGUUUUUCUAUCUUGCAGGUGAAAUGUUAACAGUUACUGUCAUGAUUGGUCAUAGAAGGAAAUCACAAUUUUAAUUCCAUUGAAACAUCAUUAUGAAUUAAGACCUUUGUUGUUCUCAUUACCAUAGUUGUUAUUCUCACACUUUUUUUACGUUUCUUGUUUACAGUUUUUACCGACAUAAAAUUAUCACUUCACACAAACAAGGACAAUCGUUGUCAAAUAUUUGCCUCAUUCUGAGAUAUUGUUGCUAUUGUGUAUUGCCUCUUCUUCAAGUAACAUAUCUUUGAUGGUUCUUCCAGGUAAAGUAAGUAAUGUAAGUGUAGAAUAAUAAUGGAAAUUUCUGGAUGGAACAAUAAUCAAAAUAAGGAAAAGGCAGACAGUUACCUAUAGCAGACUGAUGUAUGGGGCAUAGAAACAUGUAACAGAAAAACAGUAUUCACAGUACUUUAAGAGCACUUGCUUCUUUUCCAAGCAAAAGUUCACAAACACAAACACACACACACACACACACACACACACACACACACACACACACUUCUGCGGCUACAGUUUGCUUCUCUUGUAACACAUACAUGCACCCAUAUCUUAAAUGACAUGCAUUACAAGUGCAACAUCCAGUGGUUAAACAAUGUGAAUCUAUUUUGAUAUUUAUAUUUAUUAUGUAGAUUUUAUUUCUAUUUGUUUUGAAAGUCUGUAAUAUUUAUUUAAUUUUUAUAAAAGAGAUUAUGGUAUAUUAUUGGUUCAGCAAGUUUCUAGAUGUCUUCCAUACAAUAAAUAGAUUUUUUGCUCUGAGUUAUUGAUGGACUCUACUUAGUAAAGGUUAAUAGUGUGUGAAUGUGUUAAGUUUUCAGAGUCUAAUGCUUUUAUUGUAGUAAAUGGUACAGUUACCCUUUUUUCAUUUGUUUCUCUAAGUAAACAAUUGAAUAAAAGAAUUAUCUAGCUUAUAGUUCACUCAGUUUUUAUUAUUGUUAUGAGGCUUUAAAGAAAGGGGAAAUGUUGCAAUAAUAGUAAUAAUAAUAAUCGUGUGGUAGACUGAAAUGGAGUAGCUGCUAAUACCUAGUGACAUGGUCUGAUGUGAUUAUUGUAGAAGCAAUAGUAUUAGACUGAUUUUAAUUAUCCAUCCAUAAGAGACUGCAAAAUUUUUGUGAAAAACUUGCUACUUGUUGAAAAUAUUUUCAUCAAAUUUUUAAACAUCAAAUAACUGAAGUCAGUAUUGUUUGAAGUUGUAAACUGUGUAAUAUAUGUAUUACUUUUCAAUUAUGUGAUACAUGUAUCUUGUAUGUAAUAAGGAAACAGAACAACAUAAUAUGGUGCCAUGACUUUAUACCUGUGACUGUGUUAAUGACAUUGCAAUAUGCUAUAUGCCUGUAUACAAUUUACGUCUUGUGGCUGUCUCUAUGAUUUCCUCUUUAUGUGUCUGGCAGAAGUAUUAUAGUUUAAUAAACUGCCUAUUGUCUUUUUUGUGAAAGAAUAUUUCAUAUUUUUACUUUUAUCAUAUGGUGUUCAGAUGCUGCUCUCUCUCUCUCUGUUUCUGCUGCACACAAUUAUAUGCUAAGAAUUUACAGUGAUGCAUUUGUUUGUAUUUAUGCAAUAUAAUAUGCAUGAAGGUGCUAUUACAAACAAGAGCCAAAAUGUGACAGUUAUUCAUAUGUUGGGGUUUCCAGGAGAAACUAAUUCUAUGCAAAACCUUAUAUUUGAAGCAGAGGAAUAAAACAAUUUUGUCACAUUGGGCUCUUAAUCCAUAAUUGGACCAAUGAUCAGAACAGCAGUUUGAAAUGCUGCUGUAAAUGUGUGUAAGCAUUAAAAAGAAACGGUGUUGGGAUUCCAUGGGUCAUGGUGUGACAAUGUAUUUAAAUCUGAAAUGUAGAAUUUAAUUUCCAUUGUUUUUGUUUAUUGAACAAGUUAAUUAUUAAAUAACAAUGCGUAGUGAUUGAUUUAGAGAUUUAUACUUUCAUAAUGACUGGAGUAACUACAACAUCUGUCUGUAGGUUUCAAGAAUGUUGCAAGGUGAAACUGUGUAAGAUCUACCAGGGAAUCCUGAGACUUUGUAGUAAGAUUUUGGAAGUUAUCAGAAUUAAUAGGUUAUAUGAGCAUUUAAUUGUGUUUUAUGCUUGUCCUUAUUAUGUUUCACAGUACUUUGCCAAGUGAGGUCACUGUAAUUUCCUUAUAUCCGAAUGUGUCCCUGUUUUACCGGAUUACACCAUUCUAAAUGAACUUUUGUUGUGCAAAUCACUAUUUGCGAUAUGUUCUGUGUAGUGUUAGGACAAAAAGCUCUGUAUGUAACAACUGUAAAUGUCAGUAACAGUUGACAGCAUGAAAUUCUAUGGUGCCAUUCCACCAGACACAUCUGAGUAAAACAUAGUAUUCAUCCAAGAUGAUAUAUUCUGAGGCAUCAUAAUUGUGAAAACAGUAGAAACCACAUUGCUCAAUCAUAAUAUAAAUUGUCAGUAACAUAUUGACUGUAACAAAGUGUCCAGAUGUAAUGCAUUAUCUUUGUUUUUCAUAUACGUACCAGUCUUAAAAAAAAGAGCUCUUCUAUUCACAUUGCAUUUGAAGAAGUAUUACAUGUAAAUUCAUGGAACAUCACACACACUGAGAAAUAUUACAUGCCUUAAAAAUUAAAAAAAAAAUUAUAUUAAGACCUUUGAGAAAACUUCCACCAUGACAGGAACACAGUACUUAAAAUUUCUCAUGUUUGAUCCCAAAUUGUUACAUACAAGAGUUCAUUUAAAUAAAGUAAGUAUUAUGAGUGUUCUUGUACACUGGUUUUCAUGACAUGUAAGGGAUUAGAACUUUUAUUGUAAUUUUUAGUUUACUGUAAUAUCUGCAUUUGAAAACCUUGAAUUAAUGCGGUGCGAGAAAUUUUUCUUUAAAUUGUGACCGCAAACUUCCUUUGUAGUAAAAAGUUGUUAAUACACAUUUUUAUGGUCUUCACUUCUUGUAUUUCCCUAACUGUUUCUGUGUCUGUUUGAGAGAAGAACGUAAAUUUUGUAAUGUGAUGAAUAUAAACCAAAGGGAAAAUGUAGACAGUGGAAUAAUAAUAGUGAGCAAAUAUGACUGUUGUGUUAUGUAUGGAAAUAAGUGUAAAGCAUUUUAAAGUAGUGUCAUUAAUACCUUUGUACCGUGUUACUUUGUAGUCUAUAGACAUAAAGUGAAAAUUAUUGACUUUCUCAAUUUUAUUGAUAGAAGUUUAUUUGCAUGACAGCCAGUAGCUAGAGACUGGUUACAAUGUAUUAAUUUAUUCAAGAACACGUGUUAGUCAUUACAAGAAAUUGAUUGUUGCAGAUAACUUGAUAUGUGCUGUAGAAAAUUGGCAUUGUGUUCUUAAAAUGAAUAAUUUAUUUUUGUCUCCAAAUUGUGGGACCAUUAUUCUCAGGAAAAUAUGUUAAACAUUAGUUUAGAUAUCCAGUACACUUUUCUUGGCAGUUAUUGUAAACCAGUAAUUACUGCUCCUUUUGUUGUAUUCACUGUAAAUUUACUUUAGUUAGUUUGCUGUUUUUAAGGCCAUCAUUUUCCAAAAAAUGAAAAAAUUGGUUUUUUCACUUUAAUAUGGCUCUUGGAUAGAUUUAAUAAACAUGGCUUCCUGUUACUACUAAAAUAUAAAUAGUUAUUUUGUCUUUAUACACCUCAUUGUCAAACAUGAUUGGAUUGAAUGAACAAAAAAUUGGUAGUUUUUGCAACCAUGCAUAUUGAAGAAUGUUAUAUGGAACAGUAAUUAAUUUUCCAGUCUUCUAAUUGUGGGACCAGUAUUCUCAGGAAAAAUUUCUGAUACAUUCAGAUCUUUCACUUUAUUUUUUUUUUUUUGCACUUUUGUUAGAUUAUUUAUAUUUGUAAACCAAUAAUAAUUGCUCCAUAUUGCAUUCACUUCCCUGCUACUUUAAUAAUAAUGUUUUAAAAUCACACAUUGCUAUCCAAAUGUUUGCAAGUUUAUGACCCCCAUAGAUAAUGACAAAAGUGUAAUAAGGAGCAGAAUUUAUCCAAUGGUUCACAUAGGAUUGUCACUUAUGUGAUAAUUGAACAAUAUAAAUGAAGACACUGACACAAAACCCAGAAAAGUUUAAAUGAAUUCUGACCUCAUAACAACCUGAGGAUGACAGUUAGGUGUCAUAGAAAGAAAGGUGCCAUUUUAUACUUUGUUUUGUCUUCCUACAUACAUGAACAGAAAAUACAAUUAAGUUAUCAUAUACAUGAGAUGAUAAAAAAAAUGUUAGCCACACUGAGUAAUGGAAAUAACUGUGAAACAUAGUGUAUAUCAGUGUCCUGCUACAUAGAGAGAGAUGAGUUAAAUUUCGGGCAAACAUAGGCUUUUCAUUUGAAUAUCUAAUUUUCUCAAUAAUUAUUAUUGAUUUUUGUGUGCUGCAAGGGAGUUUGCUAUACUAACCCACUUAACAUGUACAAUUUUUUAUAGUGUAGCAAAACUGUUUCUUGAAUCAUCCACUCAUUUAGUAGAAUGACUCAUUAUAUCCAUAUAUUGUUGAUCGUGUAUGUUCAGAAAUUUUUAAUGUUAGUACUGUUAUCAGGUGACUGGGGACUCUCAGUUCAAAGUAUUAUUCUAUUUGUCAGUAGUACAGAUUUUGUUGCAUUUGUCCUUCUCAUUAAAACUUAAUUAUUUUUGUUGAUCUUUGUGAAUUUCAUUUUUACAUUUACUGUUGACUAUAUUAAAGUUUAUGAUUGUGUCUUUAAAUUAAACAUAAAGAAUGUAAAAUAAAGUUUAAUUGCAGGGCACAGUUUUGUCUUAUUCAUACUGUAAAACUGGUUAAUAGUUUGAUUGGUUCUGAUUUCAUGCAUGCAUUUUCUGUACAGUCAUGUUUCAGUUUUUGUGUGUGGAAGUUUGCCUCCUGAGAAACUGUUUAAAUUGCCAAAAUGUAGUGCAGGUAAGGAAUAAUUAGUCAAUUGUACUUGCUGUCACUUCUGGGUGAUACUGGCCUUCAUAUGCAGUAUUGUUUGAAAACAUCUUUCAGAUUUACAAAGCUAUAUAUAUAAAUGUUGUAUUUCAUAAAUCAAUUGUUGACAACUAUUAUUGUUAUAAACAUGUAUUCAUCAAAAAUUUUGUAUAUUUUCUUUUGACUGUACACCAUUAAUUUUUUUGUAAUUAUUUGUUGAAAAUGAACAGAGUUGUUAUCCCCAGCAAGUUGCUUGCAUUUAUUGAUGAAAAAUGUAUUUGUUAUUAAGCAGAAAAGUGUCACUAACAGAUGUUAUUUUGUGCACCCGGUGAAAUAAAUGUGCAACAUUUACAACA
This is a messenger RNA of Schistocerca cancellata (South American locust), 7882 nucleotides long. RefSeq names its product mitochondrial dicarboxylate carrier (gene Dic1). Lineage: Eukaryota; Metazoa; Arthropoda; Insecta; Orthoptera; Acrididae. Gene Ontology annotation, biological process: phosphate ion transmembrane transport; oxaloacetate transport; thiosulfate transport. The coding region runs from base 1514 to 2377 and encodes 287 amino acids. Gene Ontology annotation, molecular function: antiporter activity; oxaloacetate transmembrane transporter activity; malate transmembrane transporter activity. The record is from RefSeq and is a predicted model, not a curated record. The transcript is spliced from 8 exons.